Molecule: messenger RNA, 2344 nt
Organism: Ictalurus furcatus (blue catfish)
Lineage: Eukaryota; Metazoa; Chordata; Actinopteri; Siluriformes; Ictaluridae
Product: neurturin
Exons: 4
Coding region: 192-854 (220 amino acids)
Molecular function (GO): glial cell-derived neurotrophic factor receptor binding; growth factor activity; receptor tyrosine kinase binding
Source: RefSeq, a predicted model, not a curated record
GAGCUUUUCCACACUCAGUGGUCCAUAGAUUCGCAGGAAACUCAUUUGGAUUCGGAGUUUAAAAUUAUGCCACGGUAUUCCAGGGCAGAAGUGGAGACGGAUCAGCCGAAGGAAACGUGUCUGGGCUUCAUUUUGUCCGGAUUGGUUGCAUCUGUCAUUUCGUGCAGGAGUGCGUUUUUACACACAGGUCCAUGAGAGGAGCGCGAGCAGGGCGCAGAAAAGAUGGCAAGAGGUGGUGGAAUCAGCAGGAUCCCAUUGCAACAUCUGCCCAGUGUCACCUGACCUGCUGGAAGGUGAUUUUCCUAAUGAGUGUGUGUCUGCUGGAGAUUGUGGAUGGGCAAAGACUUGAAGAGAAGAGGGAAGAAUCACACUCCACCACACUGAUGGCCCAAAAAGAGCAGAGACGACCUCCAUGGGCUGUACUUUCCGAUCCAUCCUUGGCAGAGGAAGGAGAGGAAUACAGGGCCAGAUGGCACCGGUCUCUAGCAGACGUUUCUGCCGCUUAUCAAAAAUCCCGCAAAGAACGCAAGAACAGAAAGCGGCAGCGAGAAAAUCUGAACCAGGACUGUCACCUAGAGAAGAAACAGAUGCGUGUGCGUGACCUUGGCUUAGGCUAUGAUUCCGACGAAAUUGUGCUCUUUAAGUACUGUGUGGGGACGUGCAUGAGUUCUCGGAGGAACUAUGACAUGGCGCUUAAAAUUCUGACUGAGAACGGCAGCAUCUUGGGCCGGGAUGUGAGCACUCAUCCGUGCUGCAGGCCUACACGGUUUGAGGCAGUGUCUUUCAUGGACACCCGAACAAACUGGCAAACCAUCCGGUGGCUCUCAGCAGCCAACUGCAGCUGUGUGGGGUGAGAGGAGGAGAGAGAGCAGCUUGGUAAAAAUGAGUACGUAGUCAAACUCUCCGGGAUGGAUGAAGAUGAGGAUUUGUCAAAGUUGUAUCUCUUCUGGCACCUUAGAUGGAAGACUUCAACUGGUUGUUCAUUAAGGGAGCAGAACGACAGAUGCAGAUGUUGCAGCUGUUGUGCCAUGAAUGGGGUGGAAGCGAUUGUGCUUUCCUGUCAGAGAGAGUGGAGAGGAUGCUCAUCUGAUGCUGUAGAGAAUACGAACUGAUGCAUAUGAGAAGGGAACUGAGGAUGCAUUAUGAAAAGCAUCAUAUAUCAAUAAGAGAUGAAAACUGUUAACAGUACUGUACAGAAUUCUUCUUGGACAAUCUUGCCACUGUAGGAGCCAAGAACUUAGUAGCCAAACCUUGAAGGAGGGUCUAUUCUAUGGAAGGGCAGAACUGAUAUGACACCAGACACACACACACAUACAUUAUAUUACAUGUCACCUUCCCUUCAUAAAGUAACAGCCUCUGUCAUUAAGUUAUCAAACAGCCACCUGGGCGAUUGUAGUACUCAUCAGACAUGUGCCGAUUUUAAAUAUGCAUCAUGGUAUUAAAUAUUUAUCGUGAUAAUUGCCUAACCUUUUUAUCCUGGAACAUUACAGUGUACUGUACUACAUGUUGAUCCAACAAGAACACAUCAUAUUUUGUCCAAAAUCAGGAACCUUGCAAGACAGUCCUACCAUGCCAGCGUAUGCAACACAAUGUAUGCUAAAGCAUGUUAUAUAACCGUGUGGUUUACACUUUGAAAAUGUACAGAGUCCAGCUUCUUGCACUCUCUAGAAGACACAUGCAGCCUCUCCUUCACCUCGGCCCAGGAUGCACAUCAGCAUAGGCUCACGUAUUGCUACAUUAGCAACUCUUUUACAGUAGGGAGCAUUUUUUUAAAAAUGAUUUUUAAAAGGUCAGUCCUGAUUCUGGUGGAUUGAUGACAUUUAUCUUGUUGAAGCACCAGUAACAUACUUAUUUCCUUACCUUAUUACCUCAUUGGCUUUUCUGUAUUGUUGAUUUUAUUUGAUCGCAGUUCUCUUGUUAUUAUAACAGUUUGGAAACUAAUUAUGAUAUGCAUUGUGUUUUUAUGUCUUGUUUAUACAAAGGUUUGAGGACUAUGACUUUCAGGUUCAGGUAAAUCAUUCAAUGGGCAUUAUAUACAGAAUCUGAGUCUUACAUUUAGCUGAAGAUUAGAUGUUGAUAAAAGAAAGCAUUACAUGACUUGCCUAGUUUGCAUGUCUAUAAGCAGCAGUUCCCUCAGAGAACUUCAGACAGGACUUUUAUCAUGCCGAUGUGGAUAUAAAAUUCAUGAUUGGGUGAGUUUUUGUUCUUUUGACCUUUAGAUACUGCAUUUCAAAUCUGCAUUUUACAUCUGCAUUUUAAAUCUAACAAAGCAAUUUUUAGAGCAUGUUGAUAUUAGAGGAAGCAGCGUGCCACAACUGAUAAAAAAAAAAAAAACUCGCUGAAA